CAGUACUAGUAUCUACGUAAAAGAUAGGACCUGUUGUUUGUGCAGCGGCAGUUGCUAGUCCUUUCAGGAAGUUUUUUUGUCUUGGAGAUCAGGUGACUAUUAGUAUUAUGAUGAGCCAAGCUUCGACGACCCGAGACACAGAUGUAAGCUAUCCACUAAUAUCUAAGAUUAAUAUCCUGUAUGUAUCCCCGCAGAUCAGCCAAACUUCCAUUGACUUCGACGUUCAUACGACGAUGGCAGAAAGCACCAAGAAACUGCGCCAAGACAUAGAUCUAGUCGUCGUCGCAUAUCCACAAGUCGUUCGGAAUACUAGGAAGUGUAAACCGAUACCUUUGAAGAUUCAUAAGUGUACAGCCGAGAGACAAACAUGCUAUCCAGCUACUAUACACUUAAAGAUCGGUGUUUGCACAGUCGAGGAAACGGAAAAUGGUGUCGUGGUCCCCCAGUUCAGUGAAAUACUUCAGAAAGGUGGCGAAGUUACACUAAAGUUUAUAAAGAGGGAAGGUACGCUGUGUUGGGAGUUCACUUCUACAGGCGACACUGCAGAACAGCAGAACGCACAAACUCAAACUCCACCUGCCAACGACGAUUUCGUGAUCAAGAAUGAGUAUGAGAAUACUAGGCUUGCUCUAUGCUUAAUCGAUCAGGGCGGUGCUCGUCUGCCUAUCGUUGAUUUGGGCAUAUGCUCAAAUGGUCAACAAAUCAAUGUCAAUGGACCGUUAUGCGUACAAGCCUACGUCAUAGCAGGACAAACAGUUGGAAUGCCGCUGGAAUUGACGGAUGCUGAUGUGAAGUCCGGGUUACUGAAAGAGGACAUGGCUGUAAUCGACCUCCCCAAUUAUCUAUUCACACUCUAUCCCGAUCUAAGUGGGGGGCAAAUCAAACUCGAGAAAUCUUCUCGUAAGCGGACGGAACAGGAGAGUUAGGAAUGGAAUGUAUAUUCGUCUUUGUGAAA
Messenger RNA from Suillus bovinus, 955 nucleotides. RefSeq lists its product as uncharacterized. Bases 108 to 926 code for a protein of 272 amino acids. The record is from RefSeq and is a predicted model, not a curated record. Lineage: Eukaryota; Fungi; Basidiomycota; Agaricomycetes; Boletales; Suillaceae. The transcript has 11 exons.